ACAGCUGAUUUGCAUUCUGAAGACGUCAGUCACAUGACCACGUGGAUGUGAAUGUGUUUUAUGGAUUCUGUCAAAGGCCGAAACAAGCGUCUAUUACUCAUGAGACACGUUUCCACGUUGAAUUCACACUCUGUGAGACUAACUGUCGCGAUUUAUAGCUUGAAAAAUCAUGUCGUGGGUGAAAUCAGUGGCGUCUAGUGAGGAUGUGUUCGACGAGGAUGUGGAUGAUAUUAGUCUGCAGAACAAAGAAUGGAAGUACAACAUGGAAAAACGCACAAAGGAUGGUUACAGAGAUGGCAGUGAUGCAGGGAAAGAAGCGUCACUACAGACUGGUUUCAACAUGGGAUACACGGAAGGAGUCACUAAGAUGACGGUCAUCGGUCAGCUUAAAGGGAUCAUGAGUGCUGUUCGAUGCUGGUGUCAGGUUCAUCUGCCUGGAAGCCCAGCUUUAGAGUCAGUUACCAAUCUGCUUCAGAGACUGGAGACACAUGAGGACGGGCUUGUGGAGGCCAUGAGGAAAGCCCAGCUAAGGCCUCCACCUAGUGUGACUGAGAUGGUGGAUGACAUGGAGGACCUAAAUGUCGAGAACAGGAUCCAAGAGGGAGAAUCUAGGAGCUCAAACACUGGGAACUGUUGCGGGAGAGAUGGAGCGAAUAAUGACUGCUGUGGAAAUGUGAGAGAUGUGAGUGAAGAUUCACCAAGAGCUCUUUUCCAGGGUUCUUUGUCUACAGGAGAGAGUCUGAAACAGCUGAUGAAGUGCUGCUUGGACUUGAUAACAGAACUGGGGCUUCCCGAACAACUAAAACUUCACAUUCAGCAGCUCAUACACACUUGAAGUGGAUCCACUGCAGCAGAGUGUCUGAAUAACAUCCUGCGUGGGCAGGAAACAAGCAAAUUCCAGGAAAGAAAAUAGCCUGUGCAUUAGCUGACUCAAACUGAUAGUGUAUUUAAGGGGAUUUUUAUUUUAUUUUAAUUAUUAUUAUUUUUUUAAUUGCUGUGAUUCGAUUGAACUGCCGUUAUGCUGGAGUUCUACCACAACACUGUACAAAUUAAUACCAUUUUGUAUAAUAUAUGCUACGCCACUUAUUGAAUCCAAAUGGCCCUGUUUUUGAUUGUAAAUGACAAAACAACAAAAAAAUAUUCUUUACCGUGUACCUCUAUCCAUAUAUUAUGUUUUAUUUAAUCACACAUUUACCAUGAUUGUAAUAAAAUGCAUUUACUUUCUAUAGUGAACUGUAAUCUAAUUGAGUGAGUUUACCAUUUAUCCCCAAAUAAAAUCUAUUUAUUUAA
Carassius auratus (goldfish) is the source of this 1290-nucleotide messenger RNA. It is a transcript of the gene otulina, whose product is annotated as OTU deubiquitinase with linear linkage specificity a. Lineage: Eukaryota; Metazoa; Chordata; Actinopteri; Cypriniformes; Cyprinidae. The transcript has 3 exons. The record is from RefSeq and is a predicted model, not a curated record. The coding region runs from base 170 to 835 and encodes 221 amino acids.